CCAGGGGUGGCGUACCAGACCGCCUCUCGUCCCUACAAGUUUCCUGAAGGUGGUGCCAUCUAUGAACAGUUUAAUGAACCUGAAGAGUACCGCACUCCGAGUGAAGACUCGGGAGUGGGUAUGGGCCCCACCGAACUCGUUACGAGAGUUAUACCCGCGGGGGACUGGCGGGGGGGUUCCCCCUCCACCUCCUCGAACCUCGACAAGCGCACCUCGGACCUGGCUCUCUCCAACGACGAGGAUUUUGACACCGGCCACCAGUGCGGCUACCUCGACGGCUUGCGCUCCCAGUUGGGAGGCUGGACGCAGAAAGUGAAGUCUUGGUAUUGGGGAAGGCCUCUCGAGUUGGCGCAUAAACUGAGUCGGAGCUUCGACAUGAAGGAAGACCAGGAACUCCUAGAAACUGAGGCAUCCACCAUGAGGCGCCACCAGUCUAUGCAGCGCCUCUCCAGAGGGGAACUCGUGGACUCCCACAUGGAUGAGGAGCUGGGUGCACUUGUCGUGCCCGACCAGCAGGGGAACCUCCGAAUUACCGUCAAGAAGACCAAGCCCAUUCUGGGGAUCGCCAUCGAGGGUGGCGCCAACACCAAACACCCUCUGCCUCGCAUUAUCAACAUCCACGAGAAUGGUGCCGCAUUCGAAGCCGGUGGCUUGGAAGUAGGGCAGCUCAUUCUGGAAGUGGACGGACAGAAAGUCGAGGGUCUGCAGCACCAGGAUGUGGCUCGGCUGAUAGCAGAAUCAUUCGCUCGACGGGAGCGCCACGACAUCGAAUUUCUUGUUGUAGAAGCCAAAAAGUCCAACUUGGAACCAAAACCAACAGCGCUUAUCUUCCUAGAAGCCUAGCAGCUGCUCUCCCUGCCCUGAGCCUGAGGCGCCCCCAAGUGGACCCCUUGCGACCUGCUCAGCUUCCCACGAAGUAGCCUUAAUUUAUUGUCGGUGUGAUGACAGAAUUAGCCUUAGUUGUACCUGGUUUGACUUAUGUGGUGUGAGGGGUAGUGUCAUCUAUACGUGAGGGGUUGAAACAUAUAUGCCCAGGUUUGAGGUCAGGGAGCUCCAUUUAGCCUUUCUCAUUCCUUCCCUGCAUUUAACAGUGUUCAAAAAUUUAGGUGGAGGGAACAGACUUGAAACAUUAUGAACUGUUAUUGACUCCAUCAAGUGUGCCAAAGCAAUGAAGAAUACAAAGCCAGCUUACUAUUUUGUGCUUACAGUUGCAAGUUUCCUACACUAUUACAUAAUAUACAUACUGUUCUAUAAGUUAAUGCCUUUAUAUGUAGCCAGAGCCUCAUCUGUAUGUAUGGUACUAAUACGAUUUGCAAAUCUUUUGGUCUUUUGAUCUUUCAUGCUGUCAUCAGGGCUCAACAUGACCCAUCAUUAACAAGGAUGGUAUCAGGUAAUCUGUCAUUUUGCCACCAUGGCUACAACUGGAUUUUGCCUGCUACCCAUAAGUUUUUUUUUUCUUUUUUCUUCUCUCUCACUUUUUGGAGCAUAGGGCUGAUUUCUCAGUGUCAUUGAUCAU
This is a messenger RNA of Cryptotermes secundus, 1516 nucleotides long. RefSeq lists its product as uncharacterized. The annotation marks the transcript as partial. Gene Ontology annotation, molecular function: protein binding. The transcript has 7 exons. The record is from RefSeq and is a predicted model, not a curated record. Lineage: Eukaryota; Metazoa; Arthropoda; Insecta; Blattodea; Kalotermitidae. Gene Ontology annotation, cellular component: plasma membrane; stereocilium tip; cilium.